AUGCCUCUCGGGCCCGCGCUUAGGUCGAGUCGGAUGUUUCUACGGUUGAGGUCAACGUCACUUGCGCCAGACGCGCUUAUUAGAGUUGGGCUUGACCUCUGUCAGUCGAGGAACGCGUUGGAAGCUCCUCGCUUCCUCCCAUCUGAGCUGAGGCCACUGUCCUCCUUUGCGCCCUCCUGCCAAAUACCGAUUCGUCCGAUUCCGAACCGCUCGGGGACCUGA
This is a messenger RNA of Podospora pseudopauciseta, 222 nucleotides long. RefSeq lists its product as uncharacterized. The record is from RefSeq and is a predicted model, not a curated record. The transcript is spliced from 2 exons. The coding region runs from base 1 to 222 and encodes 73 amino acids. NCBI's taxonomy places the organism in Eukaryota, Fungi, Ascomycota, Sordariomycetes, Sordariales, Podosporaceae.